Lycium barbarum (goji berry) is the source of this 1636-nucleotide messenger RNA. RefSeq names its product polygalacturonase QRT2-like. The record is from RefSeq and is a predicted model, not a curated record. The transcript is spliced from 11 exons. Gene Ontology annotation, biological process: carbohydrate metabolic process. Gene Ontology annotation, molecular function: polygalacturonase activity. The coding region runs from base 137 to 1387 and encodes 416 amino acids. Lineage: Eukaryota; Viridiplantae; Streptophyta; Magnoliopsida; Solanales; Solanaceae.
UGUGCAUCUGUACCGUGUUGAGUGCAACGGUUGUAUCCCACACUCUGAAGAAACUCUCGGAUUUCCUUGGCGCUGCUAUUGCUGGCUUGCAACAAUCGCUCGUCUUCCUCGUAGAUUAGAUAAUCACCAGGUUUAAAUGUGUUCCUCUAACUCUUCAUAUAGCAUGAAAACUUUGGCUCUCUUAUUCAUUUUAAUUGGCUUGACAAAUUCAAGAAUAUAUAGUGCAAGUAUAAUAGGAUAUGCAGGCAGUUUUAAUGUCCUGGAUUAUGGAGCUGCUGCUGAUGGCAUUACAGAUGAUUCUCAAGCAUUACUUAAUGCUUGGAAUGAUGCAUGUUCGUCAUCAGCUGGAUCUCCUGAAGUGAUUAUUCCUCAAAACAUGAUAUUUUUUCUUAGUCCUGUGACAUUGAGGGGCCCUUGCAAUUCUGAGAACAUCUAUUUUGUGAUAUCAGGUAGACUUGUGGCAUCGAGCACACCUAGUAUAUGGACCGGGCAAGAUCCAAGUCAGUGGUUGGCUUUCAGAAAUGUUAGUGGUCUAAUUGUUGAUGGCUCAGGAGCCAUUGAUGGGCAGGGACAAGGAUGGUGGGAUCAAUCAUGUAGAUACCACCCUGAAAUGGAAGGAUGCACAAAAUUAGCUCCCACUGCCUUGAAGUUCAUUUUUUGCAGUCACAGCUCCAUCAGUAACAUCUAUUUUGCCAACAGUGCCCAAACUCAUAUACUUAUAGAGAGAUGCAAUGGCUUCAAAGUGGACAAUGUAAUGAUUCAAUCUCCGGGAAAUAGUCCAAAUACAGAUGGAAUUCACAUUCAGGCUUCUCAAUAUGUGGCAAUUACAAAUUCUAAAAUAAGCAGUGGGGAUGAUUGCAUUUCAAUUGGAGAUUACACUUCUAAUGUCCAAAUAUACAACAUUCAAUGUGGACCAGGUCACGGUAUAAGCAUUGGAAGCUUAGGAAAAGGGGGAAAUGUUGCUCAAGUAGAGAACAUUCAUGUGAGCAAUGCUUUCUUCUAUGGAACCACAAAUGGAGCUCGCAUCAAGACAUGGCAGGUUGGCAGAGGAUAUGUACGAGACGUCACUUUUGAGAAUCUUGAAUUUAACUCUGUCAAAAACCCCAUCAUAAUUGACCAGAAUUACUGUGAUGUUCGAGGGGCUUGCAAGGAAAUGGCAACUGGAGUGCAAAUCAGCAAUGUUGUUUACCAGAACAUAUUUGGAACAUCGAGCACAGAUAUCGCUAUAAAUUUAAACUGCAGCAAGUCAGUACCAUGUACUGAUAUAACAAUGCAACUGAUACAACUAACAUCAGCAACUCCAGGAAGGGAGGUUACAGCUUAUUGUAGGAAUGCUUAUGGCCAAGAAUAUAGUAUCGAACCCGGUCCUUGUCCCUCACAAGUUUGAGAUUUUACUUUCUCUCAACACCUACUUUUAUAUAGGGCUAACACCAACAAUUCUGUGUUGUGCGCAUAACAAGAAAAAGGAGAGGAAAAGUAAAAUAGAAUGAACAACCUUGUCACAGUUGUAGCAUCGUAAGUAUUGUACACAAUUUUUUGUUUGGCCUUUAUUUUAAACUUUAAGCUGUGUUCUGCAAUUUUUUCUAUGUUGUACCAUUGUUGAUGUUGGAUAAAAUUAAGACAUGCAUGUGACUUA